AUGGACUCUGCUAAAAAAUUUCUCUAUCUUGUUACAGCCCAAAAUCAUAAACACAAGUUUUGGUUGCUUAUAAACUCUUUGAUUCUACUCCUUAACGUCUCUUUUUGCUCUUGCUCUUCUGAUACCAUAUCUACUGGCAAGCCUAUAAGAGACGGUGAGCUUCUUGUUUCUAAGUCUAAAACAUUUGCUCUUGGAUUCUUCACUCCGGGAAAGUCCACCUCUCGCUAUGUUGGAAUUUGGUACUACAAUUUGCCUAUCCAAACUGUUGUUUGGAUUGCAAAUAGAGAUACUCCAAUCAACGAUACUUCUGGAAUACUAUCAAUCAACCCGAGUGGAAAUCUAGUACUCCACCACAACCUCAGCACCAUUCCCAUUUAA
Molecule: messenger RNA, 378 nt
Organism: Lathyrus sativus (Indian pea)
Lineage: Eukaryota; Viridiplantae; Streptophyta; Magnoliopsida; Fabales; Fabaceae
Source: the annotation of a GenBank genome assembly